Molecule: messenger RNA, 1676 nt
Organism: Pungitius pungitius (ninespine stickleback)
Lineage: Eukaryota; Metazoa; Chordata; Actinopteri; Perciformes; Gasterosteidae
Product: LHFPL tetraspan subfamily member 6 protein
Exons: 4
Coding region: 378-980 (200 amino acids)
Cellular component (GO): membrane
Source: RefSeq, a predicted model, not a curated record
UGUAGAAACUGGGAAUUCAUUCAGUCCGCGCUGCACGUUAUCGCGCAGGAGUGAAUAAUUGAGCUUUGCCUCGUUUGAAUAUAUUGAUGAAGAGGAAGUGGUACACUUGUCAGCGGAUUCUGCGGUGACUUUUUGUUUUUGAUCGGUAGGAAUCAACCUUCUUCGCUCUUCUCUGUUCCUCGACUGGAGAAAAGUUUGCUUUGAGACACAGCUGGAGUCCGCAGAUGGGAAUAAGCUCAUUCCGCACACCUCCCAACAUGGGCCGGGAGUCACUGAGGAGGUGAAGGCUGCUAGUGUUAAAUGCUCACUGCGAGGCUUCCCACCACACUGCGACUGCUCAUAUAACUCCUGUUAGCUCAGCGAGCAGGCUCUUCACCAUGGCGUCUAGUCUGACAUGUACUGGUGUUAUCUGGGCCCUGCUGUCCCUGCUCUGCGCUGCCGCCUCCUGCGUCGGCUUCUUCAUGCCCUACUGGCUGCUGGGGACGCAGAUGGACAAGCCAGUGUCCUUUGGCCCGUUCCGCCGCUGCUCCUACCCGGUGAGGGACGAGGAGACGCACGCCACGGUGAUGCUGGAGCAGUGCGGCCGCUACGCCUCCUUCCUCGGCAUCCCGAGCCUGGAGUGGAGGAUCUGCACGGUGGUGACAGGCGUGGGGUGCGGCCUCCUCCUCCUGGUGGCCCUCACAGCUCUCAUGGGCUGCUGCAUCUCUGACCUCAUCUCCCGUACGAUCGGCCGCGUGGCCGGCGGCAUUCAGUUUGUUGGAGGUCUUCUCAUAGGAUCUGGCUGCGCACUCUAUCCUCUGGGAUGGGUCAGUGAGGAAGUGCAACAGACCUGCAACAACAGCUCAGGCCAGUUUCAACUAGGUUCCUGCCAGAUCGGCUGGGCGUAUUACUGCACAGGGGCCGGGGCGGCGGUGGCCAUGCUGCUGUGCACCUGGCUGUCUUGUUUUGCGGGGAAGAAGAAGAAGCAGUACCCGUACUGAAGGGAGCAUCGAGAGAGAGAGAGAGAGAGAGAGAGAGAGAGAGAGAGAGGGAGAGAGAAGGGACAGGAAGAGAACCCGGCAGAGGAAUCCGACCCUGUGGACUCGCACCAGUACAGCACAUCAGGCACCAAAGACAACAAGUCGUUAUGGUGCAUCAUGGGACACAACUCAUCUGACAACUGCAGGGACUGUUUCAUAAUGCAACACACGCACGCACACAUGGCUUUGAAAAACACGUUCUUCUCUCAAGAGUUGUUCUUCAGUGAAAGAUGUAUGGACCAAUCCUAUUUGUAAAAUUGUUACAUUUCUCAAAGGAUAUUCUCUGGCUUUAUUUGUCUUCCUCCUCUUCAGUCAUUGAUGUGAACAGUGUGCCCUGUGAUAAUGAAGAGAAAAGUCCUCUUGCAUCAUUGUUACGUGAAGUGUUUCUGUCUCCUUUUCAUGUCUCGUCCUUGCCUUAAACACAGUGAAAUGCAAUAAUCCGUAAAUAAUGUAAAGCAAUCCAACACUGGCUGCCUGCUUCCCUCGACUCAACCUUUUCAGAUCCCAAAAGUCUAAGCAUAGUUUAUUAAACACAUUCAUAAGAUGAUAUACGUUGUGUACGAUAAUGGAUUUUAUCAUAUUAGCACAUGUUUUGUAUUCUUCCAAGUAUUCCAUGUCAUUAUCUUUGUUUUGUAAAUAAAUGUUUAUUGAAAUGUU